UCUUUCUUUAAUAAUAAGGAAAAUUACUAACAUGAAAUGAACCUUUGCCUUUGAAUGAAGUGAUCUGAUAACUAAACUUCCUUGCCAUUAAUAAUCCGUGCAGUCAGCCCCAGAUUUUUUAUGACCCUCAUUUUUAACGCUCACCUUGAAGCUGAAAUCCUCUCAGUCUGGCGACCAUCCACGACCUGGAGUUUUAAGCUUGGUGUGAUGUCUGGUCUGGUGUGGGAAUUGCGACACCUUCUUUGCAUUAAAACACAGGUGAGAACUGGAAGCAGCCUAUAUAAAAGACUCCCUCCGUCACACUGACAAAGCACUGACAGCAAGGUUGCCAUUUGGAACCUUGGACCAUUUGACAAGACAAAGAUUUGUUUGUUGAAUUUUUUCCAUAACUUUUUUAGUUGCUUCAGUUUUUUUUUUUUUUCAAAUUAAUUGCAUCAUUUCCAUUUCUAUUUUGAGCCCUAUCGCUUUUGACGUGAAACAAUGGCUUUCUCUGUCAGCCUUAUCCUUUUGUCAACCUGGACAGCCGUCGCUCUUACGUUCCCUCACAAUAUUUUUGACAACGUUGUGAGAGGGUCGCGGGUCGAAUUUGAAUCAUCCGGCGGUGGACCAGAUGAACCCGUCCGAGGAAUAGUUAAGGUCGUGCAGCUGGACACUCGUGGCCCGGCCCACUCAGGAUUCUUUAGAAAGGGACUGACCCCGAGAAGAGACUCGUCCCUGACCCCCAGAUUGCCCUUCCCUGCUUUCCUGUCUCAGGGGCGUCCAGGUCCGGCUGUGGCCCCGAAGACCCCGGUGAGUCUGCUGCACCACCUGAGCGCCAAAAGCCCCAGUGACAUGGAGCUAAAGAAGAUACAAGGCCUGCAGAUGUGGCAAAGAGCCAUGAGUAAAGGAGAGAAGAUGUCCCUGCCGGUCAACCUGAAGGACACAAAACAGACGUGUGCUGCCGUACCUUUCACUCAGCGUGUGACAGCAGACGGAUGCGACACGGUAACAGUGCACAACAAGCUGUGUUUCGGCCAGUGCAGCUCCCUGUUUGUCCCAUCUGAAGGGGAGUUUGCGGGGGCCCUCCACCACCACCACCGGUCCCCCUGCUCACGCUGCGCCCCAUCCAAAGCUCACACGGUGACUGUGCCCCUGCGCUGCGGAGCCGAGGUCCGGGAGAGGCGAGUGAUGGUGGUGGAGGAGUGCAAGUGUGAGACGGGCCGUGAGGAGAAGAGCGCCGAGGCUGCUGCUUCCACACACCUGUGACUGUGUUACAGCUGUUCCAACAAAAAAAAGCACAAUACAUUUUUUUUUUUUUUAUUGUCUUCUCUUGAGCACAUAGAGCUGCAGGUUUCAGAAGAUUUCAUUUGGAUUGACACCUUUAUUCUCUGUCAAAUCCCUGCCAGGAUAUGGAAUAUGUUUCAUAAUUUGUGUGAUAAUUAUUUAGACACUUGUAAUUUGAUUUACAUAUGUUGUUGUCUGUGUGUGUCUGUUUUUCCUCGUGAGUCUGAAUUUGUUUUUCAGAGUAAAAUACUCUGGUGGUUUUUUCCACUGCUGAUUGAUGACAAAAUGACCUAUAUUUUGGUCAUGUGAUUUUUCUGACAGAGAUGUCCACACUGGACUCGAGUUCACGUUAAAAAAAAGAAAAAAGAAAAAAAAAGAAAACUCAUUUAGAUGAAUCUAAACUGAAAUAUUGUGAUGUGUAAUAUUGUCAUUAAAACGUCUUAUUGGUCCACAUUCCUUUUGCCUGGCAUUCGCUAAUUAGUUUUUCUCUGCCAACACUGUUAGAUUUACAAGUGCAAUUUAGUUUGCAUGCAAAGCUCAAGUAAAAACAUGAAGAGCAUUUGUUGUUUUUCUACCACCCACUCUCGCAUUCAAGUGUUCAAGUGUCAGCUACUAUAUUUUAUUAAAAAGCCAUGUCCCGCCGACUUUUAGCACGUAGCACUUACAUCUGAAAGCACCCAACUAGAGAGCAAACGAGCUAUUGAGCGCGGGUACUUAGCGGUAGGCAAACAUAAUUGUUUCAGCAUGGACCCCUGAAUUAUGUAUAGGAACCACCUAUUCUCAUGCCCAAUCUCUUUUCAGUGUAGUUGUGGGAAUUUGAACAUCCUUCACCGCAGAUGCACUUGAGCGAGCGGGCAUGUGUGAUUAUGUGUGCAUGUGCUCUUUUUUUUUUUCAGUUAGGGCCCAUAAAACCUAUUAUUCAUUUAUAUCCUGGCACCUGGGCCUGGUAAAGUGAACUCAUCCCACACAUCCCAACAUACAUUCCCAGAGGAGCAUAAAGAAGGGGGCUCUUUACGUUGCCUUGGCAUGCUGUCAAAACGACUGUUUAGAUGGCCAUUUGCAUUCACGUGGGCUUUCUGAAAAAGUGAAAGCGUUCACGGAGCUACGGGGGUGCAUUGAGUCCCUCGGAUUCCAUUAGCAUGUGAUUAACAUCUUGAGUUGAUGGCUAUAUUUUCCAAGAUUGAUGGGACAAAUAUUUGCCCAGGUCUUAACUAUGAGGAAUUAGGGGGCCACUUUUAAUCAGGCACUUGCUUUUUUUUUUUUUUUUUUUUUCUUGAUAUGCAGAAAGUGGAGAGGCUGGGGAGGCUGACAGUGAUCAAAUUGCGCUUUCGAAACUCCCAUUCCUCACAGUGACGAAGGCUGUCCACAACACUGAGUGAAUCAUAAAUAAAUGUGCGCAUGUGUUUCGUCAUCCAUCUCUGUCUUUACACAAUGCUGCACUUGCUAUCGGUAAUAAUCCCCCCGCUGUGCUGUUGUUGCCUGUGACGGCGGUGGCGAGGGCGGCGUCAUGAUCUCACUAUCGCCCCUCCAAACUCUGCACCUCUCUUCUUCCUCACAAUCUUUUGUCUUUUUUUUUAUAUUCCGGAUAAAAAGGGAGAUAAAAAAGAAAAUGGGCAUAGAGAAGGGAGAGGAGGGAGAAGAGGAGGAGGUGGUGGAGGAGGAGGUGGUGACGGUGGGGUGGGGGGUUGUUGAUUGAACAAACAAGGUGCACAAGAGAGUGCACCACUUAGCAAGACAGAUGUCAGCCCCCUUUGCAUUGUGGGAUCCGGCGGAGCACUCCUGCGUCAUUAAGGAUGGCCUGGUUCCCAUGGCGAAGGGAAAGGAAGGAGCGAAAAGAGGAGGGCCCGCUGCCAAGUUCAGCGCCUCAGGGAUCAGAUCAGCGUCACGGGGUGCUAAGUGGCCUAGUUAGCGCUUUAAAACGCACAAUGAGCUGCCUGCUCUUUCUCUGUGUGUGGAGGCCUUUUAACUGUCAGAUGUGGAAAUGGUUCGGAGGUGUGCGUGAUGGAGGUGGUGGACUCGAGCAAUAUCAGGUCAAUCAAGGUGUAUCAAGGGGGAAAUGAAUUAUUGAUGGAGGAUUUUGGGCCCGUUUUGGCACAUCAGCUUAGAAGUUUUACUUUGAAAAUGUUUUUUCUAGACCAGUAAAUACUGUUACUUAACUGUAUAUGUGUGGUGGUAAUUGGCUUGAAAACAAAUAUUCCCACAUAAGAUCAUUUUGAAGC
Molecule: messenger RNA, 3482 nt
Organism: Acanthopagrus latus (yellowfin seabream)
Lineage: Eukaryota; Metazoa; Chordata; Actinopteri; Spariformes; Sparidae
Gene: dand5
Product: DAN domain family, member 5
Exons: 2
Coding region: 481-1245 (254 amino acids)
Biological process (GO): determination of heart left/right asymmetry
Source: RefSeq, a predicted model, not a curated record